This is a messenger RNA of Trichomycterus rosablanca, 4957 nucleotides long. RefSeq names its product divergent protein kinase domain 2Aa (gene dipk2aa). NCBI's taxonomy places the organism in Eukaryota, Metazoa, Chordata, Actinopteri, Siluriformes, Trichomycteridae. The record is from RefSeq and is a predicted model, not a curated record. The transcript is spliced from 4 exons. The coding region runs from base 453 to 1751 and encodes 432 amino acids.
AGCCGGAGCGGUUGAGUCGCUGUUCCGCGCCGCGCUGCUCGUUUCUCGGUCGGACUUGAACUUUCUGCGAUCCUGCAGUCGGUCAGCGGAGAACCAGAGGAUCCGUGCCGGGGAUAGAACUCAGUGUGAGCAGAUAUAUGGAGGAGAAGGAGUGUGUGGGAGAGAAAGCCCGGAGUUAAGCGUUAGUUGUGUUUUACACUGACAGAGGAGCCGCUGCUGUCUUUAUCCCAGGUGAACGAGACUCUUCCAGAUGAUUCCCAAAGCUGAACUUCCUUUUUAUUCCUGAAGAACAUGGGGACAGAGGAUUUUGAGCCUGAGGACUUGAACCAAAGACCCUGUCAGCAUGGACGGACGUAGGUGACGAUUGCCCCUGCUGGUGCUUCUAGGGCCGGGACGGUGGCAUUGAGGAAGACCGAUCAGCGCCCACUCUCCUCGUGCCACUGUCGCUCAGCAUGUUGCGUCUGCUUUCUUUAAAGCUCGCCCGCGUCUACCGGUGCGGCAAGUUCCUCCUGGUAGCGGCGCUCUUCGUGGUCCUGCUGAUGAACACACACAACCUGUUGGCCUCCUUCCAGAGGAACGAGCUGGCCGACCGCCGCUUCGUCGGCCUCAACAAGUGCCCGGCCUGCUUCGGCACCAGCUGGUGUCGCAAGUUCAUGAACGGCCAGGUGACCUUCGAGACGUGGGGGCGUCUGCGCUUCCUGGACUUCUUCAACGUGAAGAACGUCUACUUCGCGCAGUACGGCGAGCCCAGGGAGGGGACGCGCCGCGUGGUCCUGAAGCGCCUGGGCUCCAACCAGGAGCUGGCGGAGAUCGACCAGAAGAUCUGCAAGAGGUCGACGGGGAAGGCUCGCUGCGACCUGGUGCAGUCCAUGUACAAGACCGAGUUCGCCCGGAUCAACGGCGACGUCAGACUGCUGACCCCCGAGGUGGUGGAGGGCUGGUCGGACUUGGUGCACUGCCCCUCCCAGAGACUCCUGGACAGGGUGGUCAGGAGGUACGCCGAAACCAAGGACUCCGGAAGCUUCCUGUUGAAGAAUCUGAAGGACACUGAGAGGAUGCAGCUACUGAUGACGCUGGCGUUCAACCCCGAGCCGCUGGUCCUGCAGAGCUUCCCGUCUGACGAGGGCUGGCCGUUCGCCAAGUACCUGGGCGCCUGUGGCCGCAUGGUGGCGGUGAACUACGUGGGCGAGGAGCUGUGGAGCUUCUACAACGCCGCCUGGGAGAAGCGCGUGGACCUGGCCAAGCAGCUGAUGGACAUCGCCGAGCAGCUCACCAACAACGACUUCGACUUCGCCCUCUACCUGCUGGACGUCAGCUUCGACAACUUCGCCGUGGGCCCGCGCGACGGGAAGGUCAUCGUGGUGGACGCCGAGAACGUCAUCGUGGCCGACAAGAAGCUGAUCAGGCAGAAUAAGCCGGAGAGCUACGACGUCUGGUACGAGAGCCGUUAUGAGGAAUGCGAUAAAGAGGCGUGUCUCUCCUUCUCCAAGGACAUCCUGUGCUCCCGGGUCACCGUCGACCACAACUACUACGCCAUCUGCCAGAACCUGCUGUCUCACUUCGCCGCCUGGCGUGGCACCACGGGCGGCCUGCUCCACGACCCGCCCGCCGACGUGGUCAAGGAGGGUCGUCUCACCGCGCUGCUGGACGAGUGCGCCAGGCCUCAGAAACUCUACGGUCGCUUCCAGGCCGCCAAGGAACUGCGCGAGUACCUGACGCAGCUGACCGAGCAAGCUAACGCUAACAGGUAGUACACGGUGAGAGGACGCUGGAGGACGUACGCCACGCCCGGCCCGUCGGGGAUAAACCCCGCCUCGAAGCUGACUCAGUGAGUGGACGUCGAGCUGUGUGCGAUGCUGUAGCAUUGAUGCUAAUACGUUAGGCUUGUUAGCAGUAACGGGCGUGACGCUUUACCAGAUCCGCUCGCCCGGGCUAACGAGGGUCGUGUUUAUUUUAUCCAGGCUGGAGAGACGAGCUUUGUUCUUUAUGUUGGUAGGAAAAUGGUUUGUUCUGUUUAUAAAAACGGGUGGAACAUUUUAUUCAUUUUAAAUCAAUUUAAUAGUGAAAUUUCACACGUAUGCAAGAAGUUAUACCAAAGAACACCUGGCAUCGUUCUGCUUUUUUUCUGUCUCCGUUGGCAAACGUUGGUCACAUGAUGUCCUUGUGCACUACAUAGGUUCUACAGUGCCAUUAACAUUAUAGUAUACGCAGUGGAAACCUGAAACGAUUAGUGAGGCUGGGAUUCAGAAGGCGAAGCGUCAUUUUAUCAGGUGGGUUAUGAAUCACUGGCCUGUAGCGUAAAGGUGUGGGACACACCGUUUAAUACAAGUUCUGAUUCCGAUUCUGUAAUCAUUUGGCUGUCGAACACCUGAAUGUCACAUGUCGUGCACUACAUAGGUUCUACAGAGCCAUUAUCAUUAUGGUUUAUGAUAAGGAAACCUGUGGGAUUCUACCUGUGGGAUUCUACCUGUGGGAUUCUAUUUUUAUUCUAUAAAUAAUAAAGAAUGAUAUUUAAUUCUGUAUACUGAUCUGAAGACUCUAGCAGGUGAAAAGAAGUGGUCAGAGUUGGUGCGUGAUAGUCUGCGGCUCUCCUUGGUCAGAAUGAGGAGCUACAAUCGAGAAAUUGGACACGACUAGAUUGGAAAAAUAAAUAAAUGAUAAGGACUUCUGCUUAAUAAAUCUGCCGUUUCUUGGAAAAGGCACAAAAAUAAUGGGACACAAACAUAUACCUUGAUAAACCUUUCCCUAAUGAGCGACUUUGUAUUAAUGCUAGUUUACGUCGGUUGGUUGGACGUUAAAAAGCACCUUUGUAACUAAAUGACUAAAUUACACAUUUGACUAAAUUAGGGGAGAAAAUUGUAGAAAAAGAAAAAAAAGCACAUUUGUGAUUCCUGACUGCUGAAUUAUAUCUGGCUAUACUGGUGAUAGGGAAAUCAUUUCUUUACAGUACUAUGAGGUUUGGGAUGCAGCAUAUUUCACAAGUCAUGCUCUGUUUGUUUUGGCGUUAGCCAUUAGUAGAAUUUAUGUAAAUUUUGGGUGGCAACUGGCAACCCAACAGUGCCCAAAUCCCAGUCUUUCAUUAAUAUAUAGGAAUCACUGGCCUGUAGCGUAGAGUCCUGCACCUCCUUUACAUGUUUAUUACACAGAUUGUACCAUAUUGGCUCUGUAGAACCUAAUUAGUUCAUCACGUCAAAUCGAACAUCAAUUCAGGUUCACACAGUUAAAGAAAGACUUGUAGAAGCGGCGGCUGGUUUGUAAUAUUUUUGUAUGCAGAGGUUUUAUAUUAGAAACGUGAUGCAGGAUUUCAGAGGAACAAAGUAAGAAAACGUCGACUUGUGUUGAUAAUUCACUAUUUAAUUGUUUACCGUCGUCUGUUGAGGUUUUACAUUGAGGUGCCACAUCAUACUGGCCAAAGAAAAUCUAAUUUGCUAAUUUAUAGUUUUGUUGUUGUUGUUUUUUUAGUCCCUUUGUUAUUCACGUCUCUUAGUGAUGGAGGUAAUAGCGCCUGUUUCAUGGAGCCUGAUUUUAAUGCAGAAAUGAUGCUUUAUAUAACAAAAAUGGUCUGUUUGCUAAUUCGAUUUCAUCAAUCAAAAUACAAAAUAUAUUGAAAACUUUCCUCCUUGUGCUUAAUUUAUAAAGUUCCCAUUUUCAAAGUAUCUAGGAUCUGUUCUUCAGUACUUAUUAUCCGUGCUAUUAUUUUUGGGGCUUGUUGGGUAUCAUUAACCUGCCCUGAUCGGACUCGUUUACCCUCUGGCCUCUGCAUCAACACUUUAUUACGCCCAACAUCCACUUUUCUGAGGCCUUCACACUAUUAGGUUCCUGGUGGCUGCGUAUGGAGCUGAUUUCAAUUGAAGUAUUGAAGUAUUUUUUGUGAGGUUGCGCAAUAUGCAGUGAGAUGACCGUGGAUUUCAGCUCACUGGACAGGACUGGUUGGAGAUUUGAACCCAAAAAAAGCCUAGUUCUCUACUAAAGCCAUGGAUGAUUCAUAUAGGGGGGGUCCAUUUGGGGAUAAUAUUGAUAGGUUGGAAACGGACAGACCCAUGAGGGGACAUGCAGUGGUUCAUACCUUUGAGGUCGAGACCCCAUGUAGGGUCGGCUGGAUAUGGUUUCCUAGCAGUACCAGCUAUAAAAAAAACACUUGGCUUUGAUUUUCAGGUUCAAUUUAUUAAAUUUACUAUUAUGGACAGAAAAUUAGGUGUGGGGGGGGUCAGGUCAUGAACAUUUUAAACCCUUAAAAUUGGAUUCCUGGGCAACACAUUGGCCUAAUACGCAAACCCAGUACACCUGAGACUCGAACCUUGAGCUCUGUAAGCUUACAGGGUGAUAUGGGUGUUGGAAAACUUAGUUCUUUGAAUAAAUUUUGUUUAUUUAUUUCAGUUUAAUAAAAAUUCAACUCUGAUUCAACAGACUUUUCAAUUAAAUCUGCAUUUUGUUUCCGGUACAUAAAUGUGCUGAUUUUACAUUUGAUGGGUGCAAAAUGUUCCCAAAAAGUUGGGACACUUGAUUUUUAAUGCGGUGCCUUGGAAGGGUUCGAAACAUCGCAGGAAUUUGAUGCUGUUUUUCAUUUAGACACAGAUUUCUCAUUAGAUAUUAGAUAUUUAAUAAUGUUAAGGACUGUAAGUGGUGAAAUCUCUAAAUCAUUUGCAAAAUAUUGAGUCAUUUUGCUUUUUUGUUUUUACUUUUAUUUCAUUUUAUCUUCCGUCCAAGCUUUCUGGAGUAGAGUUUGUACUUCAAGGUUUAAAUUAGACCAGAUCUGAAACAGUUUGAGACCCCGUGUUCUAGUGCUUCGUUGUUUAUUAUUUUUCUCUUCAGUUUUAGCUCCAGCUGGAAUCAUUUCUGUUGUUCUGUACCUCACCGUGUUCGAGGCGACUUGCUAAUCUGGUUUUACUGUGCCUUCCAGUCCGAACGUUGAAUUUACAACUUCAAAAACACAUUAAAGUGAAUCUUUACUUUCCUG